AUAUAAGCAGAAAUGACCUUGAUGUAAGCCAAGAUAUAAUGACUUGAUUGUGGAAAAUAAGGACUUGGAUCUGAACGUAUGAUAUUAUCUGAUGUCAUCUCAGGGUAAAACGUAUACCAUGGCCAGGGUGAGUGAUGGCACAGGUAGACCAAACUAUCUGAAGCAAGCCCAAACAGUGCACAAUAGGAGGCGCCACAGCGUACAAGGGCCAGCGAUGCCGAUGCCAAUGGCACAGUUAUUGUCGACUGAUGGCAAACUCGACCAUCGUCAUAGUUUAUCUGUUUCUCCAACUACUUCGCCAAUUCAGCUGAAGCGAUGUUUGGAAGAUGAACGUCGACGUCGCCAUAGCGACUUUCAGUCGACCCUGGAAACGUCACCAACACCUACAAUUAGUUUGGGACUUGCCCAUCUAGCUAUGCCAUACAGGCGUUGGAGUGAUCACCGUGCUCCAAUGACCAAGUCACAAUCCCUAGGAGACGCACAUGGCAGCUAUAUCAUAUUCAAGUCUGGGUCACCUAGUGGUUCCACUAGCAGGCUGCCAAGCAGUACUGCUGAACUUGAGGCUAUGGAAAUAGAAGAUUUAGAACAAAAUAGAGAUUGCGCAUUUUCUAAAUUCAUGAAGGCCCACAAAUGUUAUGACCUUAUCCCAACUAGCUCUAAGUUGAUCGUGUUUGACACGACGUUAAAUGUAAAGAAAGCCUUCUUCGCAUUAGUAUACAAUGGUGUAAGAGCUGCACCUCUAUGGGACUCUAACAAACAGGACUUUGUAGGUAUGCUUACUAUAACAGAUUUUAUCAGUAUUCUACAGAAGUACUAUAAAUCACCACUAGUGCAAAUGGACGAACUCGAAGAACACAAAAUAGAAACAUGGCGAGAUCAUGUGAUCACCCUGAGGCUAGCAGAGGUGCUAAAAGAUGAUUAUAAGCCUUUAGUCAGUAUAGACCCCGAUUCGAGUUUAUUCGAUGCCAUACGGACACUGAUCCACAAUAGAGUCCACCGAUUGCCAGUAAUCGACUACAAGACGGGUAAUGCCAUCUAUGUUUUGACGCACAAACGAAUACUUCGAUUCCUGUAUCUGUAUAUAGCUGACCUUCCCACACCAACCUUCAUGUCGAAGACCUUAGAAGAACUAGAUAUAGGUACCUACAAAGAUAUCGCAACUGUGAACCCUGAUACACCAGUUAUCAAGGCGCUCAACAUCUUUGUGGAGCGAAAAGUCUCCGCACUCCCAGUUGUUGACAGCAAAGGAACAGUUGUGAACAUUUACGCUAAAUUCGACGUCAUUAACCUUGCAGCUGAAAAGACGUAUAACAAUCUAGAUAUAACCAUAGAACAGGCGCUGCAGCAUAGGACUGAUUACUUUGAAGGAGUGGCCAAGUGCCUACAAACAGACACUCUUUCUGCUAUUAUGGAAAAAAUAGUGAAAGCUGAAGUGCAUAGACUAGUUAUAGUGGAUGAUAAGGAUAAGGUCUUAGGAGUUGUUUCACUGUCCGAUAUUCUUAGCUAUCUAGUACUUUCACCAGCUGGAGAAUUGCCGCCCAAGUUUUCAUGAUGAUAACGUGAAACAGUUGAUUCAACCCAGGGAUUAUUUAUUGAUACUUUAUACAUGAUGUUACACAUUAAGGAUACAUGAUGUUACACAUUUAGGAUACAUGGGUGUUACACAUUUAGGAUACAUUGAUGUUCACAUUUAGGAUACAG
Messenger RNA from Owenia fusiformis, 1701 nucleotides. The record is from the annotation of a GenBank genome assembly. Lineage: Eukaryota; Metazoa; Annelida; Polychaeta; Sabellida; Oweniidae.